Siniperca chuatsi (mandarin fish) is the source of this 1482-nucleotide messenger RNA. RefSeq lists its product as uncharacterized. Bases 189 to 572 code for a protein of 127 amino acids. The transcript has 6 exons. The record is from RefSeq and is a predicted model, not a curated record. Lineage: Eukaryota; Metazoa; Chordata; Actinopteri; Centrarchiformes; Sinipercidae.
UGACUGCAGCUCCACUGCUGAUGCCUGUAUUGAGGCGAGAGGUGCAGAUGCGGUCUGUCUGGGUCCUCCGUCUGGAGUAAAGCCUCUCUGAACUACAACCAGAGGAAGGAGCCCUGAAUCAUGGAUAAACCAGAAAGGUGUGCCUGUAAUGCCCAGGGGUGAGGAGGAGAGCAGCUGAGGAGGAGGCGAUGGGCUGCACCUCUGCCAAGCAGGUGUCUGCCGUGCCCAACGGUGAGGAGGGCCAGAAUAAAGCCUACAGCAACGGGGACCUCCUCUCUGAUGAGUACAAGAUGAAAGGAGUGGAGAAAGUAAAGUACAUCAGUGGAGAAGAGGGAGGAGUGGACGGCCAGGACAGCACAGAGAAAAGUGCUCUCCUUGGUAAAGGUCAACACAUGGACGAAACAGGGUCAAACGGAAAUGGAAAGAUUCUGAGCAUCCACUCCUCAGAGAGUCAGCAAGAAUUCUUCAGGAUGUUGGAUGAGAAAAUUGAAAAAGGCCGGGACUACUGCUCAGAGGAGGAAGAUAUGACAUACUGUAGCACUGUGGUCGAGUAUCCAUCAGUCCCAGUAUGAAAGAGCUGUCAUUCCAGUGUUAUGGAUGGACCGUACCAUAUGUACACGCCUGAGAAAAAUGGAUUACUGACUUGAAUCAAGCACCUUUUUGCCCUCUUGCUCACAACCUUAGUUCCUGCUCAUAAUCAACCAAGAGAGAAAUGACCACCAAAAUCAAAGAUGGUUCAGUAUUUUUAAGUUUUCAAGGUUCUCCAAAGGGAGAGAACAUUUAGGUUUACUUCCUUAGUGAAGCCAUUACAGGAUGACAGACAUCUUGGGAUUUUAAGAUACACUUGCUUUUCUUUCCCUGCUUGGAUAAGUCCUGGAAGGCCAGUAUACAUGGCUGUCACCGAGACCUCCUGUAGACAUUUGAAACAUUCAGACUGUCGCAAAUAUAAAUUUACAACAGCAGACGCAACCAGUGCUCUUGUGGACACUAACUGAAAGUGAAAAUAAUGUCGCUAUCUGCAUCAUUUUGAAUAUUUCAUCCUUGAAUGCCUCCCUGAAAAGUCAAGGGGCUGGAAACUUCCUGCAUUCCAAGACACAGUAUGAACCUCUUUUCUACAGUACGUUGGCCAGUACAGUGUGUUUGUGUGUCCAUGUCUGUUUCUGCUAUAAUGUAGAGUAUUUAUGUUGAAUAAGGCUCAGGGUUGAAGUGUUGUAAUCUUUGUCUCAUGUAGUCAAGUCCUUCCUCUCAUUAUGACACUGUUGCACCAUUAAAAAGACACUCAUGCACUCACACAGCGGGGUUAUUGAUGUCCCCUGCUUCAGUAUCUGUUCCAUGUUAUCCAUGUUAACCCUACAGGGUGGAUACUGCAACAUCACAUAUAAGUCUGAUUAUGUAUUUCGCUCACCAGUGUUAUGUUGUUUUGUUCAGUUUCUAUGUUGAAUUUAGGUUUUUCUAGAAAAAUAAAGUGUUUUCAGUAACUUA